Diaporthe amygdali is the source of this 945-nucleotide messenger RNA. RefSeq names its product beta subunit of citrate lyase. The coding region runs from base 1 to 945 and encodes 314 amino acids. NCBI's taxonomy places the organism in Eukaryota, Fungi, Ascomycota, Sordariomycetes, Diaporthales, Diaporthaceae. The transcript has a single exon. The record is from RefSeq and is a predicted model, not a curated record. Gene Ontology annotation, molecular function: magnesium ion binding; catalytic activity. Gene Ontology annotation, biological process: oxaloacetate metabolic process.
AUGCUCACCAAAUCUCUGGGCCUCACCUCAGAUAAUGUAACUUAUGAUCUAGAGGACUCGGUAACGCCUCAUGAGAAACCCAAUGCACGGCAAGCACUGGCCAAGCAUCUCUCAGCCCUCUCAUCAUCACCAUCAUCCCGACCAAAGGGCAUAGGCGAGGUCGCCGCCCGCAUCAACGCCGUCUCAACGCCGUACGCGCUGGAGGACCUGCAGGCGCUGGGCAAGGAGCCAAGCCUCGAGGCAAUCGUGAUCCCCAAGGUGAACUCGGCCUCGGACCUGACCUUCGUCGCGGACGUGUUGAAGCACGUCGCGCCGCAGCGGCAGGACGCCGCCCGGGGCGCGCCGCAGCCCGUCAAGCUGCUCGCCCUGAUAGAGUCGGCCGAGGCGGUGCUCAAUCUGGCGUCGAUCUGCAGGGCCGGGACGCGGGACGGCGUCGGGCUGUCGGGCCUGAUCUUCGCGGCCGAGGACUUCUCCCUGGACCUCAGCCUGACGCGGACGCCAUCGCUGAGGGAGUUCCUGUACGCGCGCUCCGCCAUCGCGACGCACGCCCGGGCUUUCAACCUCCCGUCCACCAUCGACCUGGUCUGCACCACCUUCCGCGGCGAGGAGGGGCUCCAGCGCCUGCGGGAGGAGUGUGUUGACGGCAAGGGCAUGGGCUUCAAUGGGAAGCAGUGCAUUCACCCUUCGCAGGUCGAGGUGGUACAAAACACAUUUGCCCCGUCUGAGAGCGAGGUGGAGUGGAGCGUCAGGAUCGUUGUGGCUGAUGAGAAGGCCAGCAAGGGGGACAGGGCCGGAGAGGCUGGCAGGGGAGCAUGGACGCUCGAAGGAAAGAUGAUCGAUGCGCCCGUCGUGAGUAGGGCAAAGGCCGUGGUGACUAGAGCGGCGAGGUGUGGGUUUGAUGUCGAUGGCAUGAGAGAACGGUGGAAGGACCAAGAGCCCGAGUGA